CCUAGAAAUCCCUUCACAAGCAGCUCUCCUGCUAGAGCCAAUUCCCAAUCACUUGACAUGUCCGACUACGGCGGUGAUGACGGCGGAGGAGACGUUGGUGACUACGAGUACGUCGAAGCCUCCACCUUGAGUGCACCUGGAUAGUCCAGAGACCCAAAUUCAAUGCGCGCAUGGGCGUCUUUCACUCUCCACUACGUACUGACACGUAUAUUUCCGCAUAGGGAAGCUCUCGAUGUCUAUGAAGACGACAACAUCGAACCUGAUAUAUACGAAGAAGAGGACGGGGAGAAGGAGGACGUAGGCGGCGGUGAGGACCCUGGUGGAAUAGAGCACAACGAGAAGAACAUCGUGGCGAUCGGCGACCCGGCUGCCGUCGUAGCAGCAAAGGAGCAGAAGAACACGGUCAAGAAUCUGAGGGAGAAGCGGGUGCCGAACGAGAAGCGCACGACUACACCAUACAUGACCAAAUACGAGCGCGCUCGAGUGCUGGGGACGCGCGCGUUGCAGAUCAGCGGAAACGCGCCGGUUCUUAUCGAUGUGGAAGGAAUGACGGAUCCGCUUCAAAUUGCUAUCAAAGAGCUUCGCGAGAAGAAGAUCCCCUUGGUGGUGCGGAGGUAUCUCCCGGAUGGCUGGUAUGAGGACUGGACAUGCGAGGAGCUGCUAUGAUACGUCGAAAUUAGUUGCAUCUAAGGAGUUUUGGGGGUUGACAAAAUAGGAUCAGGCGACGACCCUGGAGGCGUUUUGAAGCGGAGUACCAGAUUUCUGACUGGUGCAUUCUGUACAACUGAUAUCAAACUUAGCGAAUACUCACUCGUCUAUGUCAGAGCGAAAGAUUUCCCCUUGCAGACUCGACGUCGGGAAUUGUUGCUCCUUUUAGUGAACAUAGUAGGAAGUGGGGUAGGCAAAAGAUGCCCCGCAUAUGGAGACGUCAGUCGACACAACAGCUCCGUCACAACCUCGAGUUUCUCUUAACUGCUCAAUUGAACUCAACACAACCUCUCAC
Messenger RNA from Mytilinidion resinicola, 1003 nucleotides. RefSeq names its product RNA polymerase Rpb6. Gene Ontology annotation, cellular component: RNA polymerase II, core complex; nucleus; RNA polymerase III complex. Lineage: Eukaryota; Fungi; Ascomycota; Dothideomycetes; Mytilinidiales; Mytilinidiaceae. Gene Ontology annotation, biological process: DNA-templated transcription. The record is from RefSeq and is a predicted model, not a curated record. The transcript has 3 exons. Bases 163 to 666 code for a protein of 167 amino acids. Gene Ontology annotation, molecular function: DNA binding; DNA-directed RNA polymerase activity.